Ruditapes philippinarum (Manila clam) is the source of this 4114-nucleotide messenger RNA. RefSeq lists its product as uncharacterized. The record is from RefSeq and is a predicted model, not a curated record. The transcript has 7 exons. NCBI's taxonomy places the organism in Eukaryota, Metazoa, Mollusca, Bivalvia, Venerida, Veneridae. Bases 405 to 2246 code for a protein of 613 amino acids.
UUUGAAAUUUGAAAUAACAUGCAUUAAACAAAAAAUUAUACUUCUUUUUUGGUUUUAUUUGUUUAAAGUAUUUAAUGUACUUAAUUAUAAUGAAGAAAAAUCUUAAAUCAAGUGUCUUGUACGAUUGAUCAUUAAGGGAUUGACAAUACAAACAAUUUUGACUUACCUUUUACGUUUGGAUGUCUAUUGAUGUACGGAUGACCAAAAGUCAAAUUAUUUAGCAGAAAUAAUUGGAUAUACGUCAUUCAUCUCACUUGUAAAAGGAACGUUUUCGUAGAAAAUAAUAAGACAUUGGUAAAGGUUUAUAUUCCUUAUUACUUGACCUUUUACUUUACACACCCGUUUUCAACUUGGCUCAUUAACAUUCAAUUUGGGAAAGAUUGAAAUAUUCACAAGAUUGAACAAUGCCAACCAUGGAAGAAUUCAUGGAGGAGCUCGAGGCUGCAAUUAAGAACAGACGUCUAAGAGACCAGUGUACAAUGCCAGACAGAGCAGAAUUCAUAGAGGAGCCCGAGGCUGCAAUUGAGAACAGACGCCAGGGUUGUAAAAGUAGGAAUAAGACAUUUGUGGUAUAUCUAGUGGCUUUUCUCAUUGUUGUGAGUUGUUUUAUAUACAUUGUAUAUACUCAAACAAACGCUAACAGUGAUUUGAUGGAAGUACUUACAUCGUCAAACCAACAUGCAAAUGGAUUACUUGGUGGACAGAUACAAUCAGACAAUACACAGAAACAUUAUCUGAAUAUUGGGAUGCGACAAGACUAUCUGCUCCAAGAAUGUCAAGGGACUCACUUUAAACUUUCGUUUCCGGACAUCGACUAUGCUUUAAUGGGUUACAACAUAUUGCGUGGUUUUCCUCUUGCAACUGGACAUGAUCCUGGCUUUACGUACCCGAUCUUUGCUGCCAAUUACGAAAACGAAAAGCAAACAGCCGAUUGUCGCUAUAGUGUCCCACAAGGUCUUGUUGUGGUCCCGGACGUGUCGUGCAUUACGUCGUUUACAUCAAAAGUCGUUCAAACACAAUACGAGUUUGCUAAUUCACUAUCAGUGUCUGCCAGUGUAAGUGGUAGUGGAUGGGGUUUAAGCUUUUCUGCAAGCGCCGAUUACAAAGCAUCUUCGUCACAAAUAUCAACUGGAGAGUCCGUUUACAUACUCUCCUCGGCGAGCUGCAGUUAUUACUUCAGCAAACUAGUCAAGCGGUCACCUCCACCACUAGAUCCUGUUUUUCUUAGCUGGGUCAAAAGACUAAGUAGUACAAACUCCACUGAUGUAUAUUUAGAAUUCCUUGACACAUAUGGAACUCAUUUUCCUACUGAAGUCACAUUUGGAGCAAGGUUUACUUACGAACAUAAAAUGGAAUCAAAGAAGUACGAAACUCAAAUUGAAAGUGGAGUCAACGUUGAGGCCUCUGCAAGCUAUUCUGGUUUUUUCAAUGUCGGCGGAGGAUUUUCUAUGGAUUCUUCCCAAAAACUAAAGGCUUCUGCAUUUUCAAAAUCAGUGGAAACGAAAACAAUUUCAGUUGGAGCAGCGCCUCCUGCAAACGGCGACGCAAUGACUUGGGCUUUAACAGUAAAGGACAGUCCUGUGCCAACUAGCUACAAACUUGCGUCGAUAGAGGAGCUCUUUACAGAAAAGUAUAUGAACCCGGCCGAAUUAACCGUUAAUCUUGCCCAUAUUGCAAAAACAAUCAAUAAAACAAAGCACGCAUAUUGCCAGAGUAUGAUAUCUAAAGGUGAAGUGGAAUCGUGCCAAUCACUGACCCCAGGAAUGAUGCUUGAUGGGACAAGACUAUAUCAUUACUAUGAUUCAAUAGUUUCAACGUACAAAGAAUGCAUAGACCAUUGUUUGAAACUUAUUGAUUGUGUCGCAAUUACUUAUUGUGAUACUUGUGACAGAUAUAGAAACUAUUAUCAGACUUGUUACAUGUACAGCACAGUUAAGAAAAUUUCUGGAGAUGAGGGCACCAACUGGAAAUCCAUGUUUUUAAUUGGGAAGUCGAGUGAAGACCUUAUACUUGAUGGCACGGAUAUUAAAGGUACAAAAAGGGAGUUGGAUGUAGAAGAUCUAGAUGAUGAAAGAAACAUAAAUAGUACAAAAUGUAAACAGUUGUGUAUCGACGAUCCCCAUUGCAUUGCUUACAGCUACUGCGAUUGCGACGAAGUUGAACAAAAAUGCAAAAUUUAUAGUUUCGAGAACAUUGGAGGAUUAAAAAGAGAGUCAAGAACAACGACUGUCUUUGUUGCAAAAUAAGCAGCUCGAUCAAAGUGAAUGACCACAAUUUUAAUAAAGAAUAAACAUUUGCGCAAAAUUGGAAUUGCGCAUUCAGCAUUCUUUUAGAAAAAAACUUUGAUAACUAAAUAUCAAAAACUGUAUUCAUUUAUUUCAUUUAUUUCUAUGUACGUUUUCUUAAAAAAUAAAAUUGUCUUAUUUUUCUGUUAAAAAUUCCUAUAUAAAACAACUCAGUAAUAAAGAAAGUUCCCAACAACGAUCACGACACAACAUUUGAAAAGUUCAGAAGAAAUUUACUUGCAACACUGUUGAGGACUACGGCUUGGAUAUCGUUUAUGAGCCUUCCAACAAUCAAAAUAACGCCACAUCUCAAAAUGACAUUGUGAACUAUCUAUAUUUAGACGUGAUUGUGAACGGGUCCUUACUUAAUGUCUUGUCGGCAAGAAUCGCCUUAACGUUAUAAUUUUAUCAUAGUUAUUUUGAUGACCAGGUAGCACUUACAAUAUGGGAUUGUGUUUUGAUGCUUGUAUAGUUUUUUACAACUUUAAUUUAAAACACUUGUUUAAAACAAAUAUUGCAAAUGUACAUGUUCUUCUGUACGUGUUCUUAUAAGAGAGUAUACUAUAAAUGUUGUCGAUGCAUUAAACUGUUGCACUGUGUAUUGACGAUACUGUUACAUCCUAAAAUACUCGGUCCAUAUACUUAGAUAUUAAUAAAGUUCGUAAUGUACCAAUAGCUUUAAGAUUUACACUCAAUAUAACUCAAUAAUAAAUUAAGUUCUUAGGAGAACCUCAAGCUAUAUUCAACUUACUGGAAUUAAUUAAGCAUAACAGGUCAUAUUUUAAAGGUUAUAUGCAGAGAAAAAGCUAGGGGAAAUAGAUGCAACAGUUUUGUACUUUGUCAGUAUCAUACUUUUUGUAUUGGUAAGUGUGUGUAGUAUGAAGCCAAUGUACAGAUAGACCUUAAGAUAGACCGAUGCAUAGAGGGUACAAUAAAUGUUGUCACCGCAUUGUACGGUUAUCUGAUUGUUCUUUUGUACCGUGUGUAGCAUCAUAGAUUUCUGUGGUUAUAUCUGUACCAAUAAUUUUAUAAUUAACACACUUAAAUAAAAGAUACCCGGCAUGAAAUGAAGUUGCUAAGAGAAACUUGUAUUUAUGAAUCCACCCCCGUAAGCACAGAUGGUUAUUUUUGACUUGAGGGGAAAAGAAACAACAAAAGUUAUAGUUAAAUUGAAAAUUGUCAAAUUUAAUGAUAAAAUGACGAAAAAAGUAUAUAUCCGACAUGCCGGAAACGGUAACCAUACCAGGUCCUGAUUUCAAAGUGAUAAACAAAAGCGACUUUGGAAAAUGGAAGCCACAGUACUUUAAUUUGCCGAGAUCACUGGCUUUGUAUUAGUUAGUUAAUUUGUAAAUAGUUAAAGCUUAACUUAAGAUAGAUCCAAUUGCCGGUUUAAUAUAGCUUCGAACGGACUGGCAAAUCUUUCUGCUGUUUCAAUAACUAUAUAUUACUAUUAAUUAUUAUUUUUAAAGACUACUUAGUUUAAUCUUAUUUUAUUGAUAUAUACAUGUAUAUACAAUACAGAUACAAAUUUCAUCAUAUGUAUACUAAACAGCAAAAGCAAACGGGUUGGGCCCAAGUUCUUACAACAUUAGCGGUAGGCCCUCCCGGCAGAUAAUGAAACGAAAGAACUUUACUCAAUACUCAAUGGCAUACAACAAAAAUAUAGUGUAUAUCAUGUAUAAUUGCUGAUGAAACGAUUUUUAACAAUAUACAAUAAAGUAAUCGAACAGAUAGAAAUCAACGUUUGUGUAAUUUAUAAAUUUAUAAAUAUGGAUAAUCCAAGGAUUCAGUAUCACCUACCCGCCCCCGCCCCCACCCAUCCCCAUAAA